AUCAUGGAACUUGAGCUCUGGAAGAGAGACGGCGGCCGCUUCGUUUGCCUCGAACAGCAUGCGAGCGAGGCAAGAAGCUGCGGCAAGCCUUUCGUGUCAAAGCAAGCUUUGGAAGGCCACCGGAAGCGGACGGGGUGUGAACCCUGGAAACUCCCAAGCAACCGCGCGCCCUCCAAGUAUCACGGCCUGGGGCCAGAAGCUGCGAGUCGCCAGCUGAAGCGCCAAAGCAACAGGGCAGCCGUGUCCAAAUACAGAACGACGCUCGACGGGGAGCGGGCCGUCCAUCGCGCGCGGCACAUAGCCAACUACCGCCUAAUGGCGCGUGAUGCCGUGCCCGCUCCCCGGAUGCCCAAAGCACCGGCUUACGUGCGGCCGCCUAUCUCAUAG
This is a messenger RNA of Klebsormidium nitens, 387 nucleotides long. The record is from the annotation of a GenBank genome assembly. Lineage: Eukaryota; Viridiplantae; Streptophyta; Klebsormidiophyceae; Klebsormidiales; Klebsormidiaceae.